CAUGUAUGAUUAGAAACAGUUGGUGGCGGUAUGUGCCUAUGGUGCGGAAUACGCCAAAAAUUCCUAAGAAGAAGAAGAAGAAGACGGAAGUGUGCAGCAGACUAGAGGCAGAAAGCGGCAGCAUGGUGUACACGGCGAAAGUCGGACCGUCUAUUUUGAGCAGCGAUCUGUCGCAGCUCGGGAGGGAGUGUGAGCGAAUGAUGGAGUGCGGUGCUGAUUAUCUGCACCUUGACGUUAUGGAUGGGCAUUUUGUUCCAAACAUCACAUUUGGACAUCCUAUGGUGGAAUGUUUACGACGCUGUAUCGGACCUGAUCCUUUUUUUGACAUGCAUAUGAUGGUGUCCAGGCCAGAGCAAUGGGUGAAGCCCAUGGCAGCAGCGGGAGCCAAUCAGUACACUUUCCAUCUAGAAGCCACGACCAACCCUGGCAGCCUCAUCAAGGAAAUCAGGGAGAGCGGCAUGAAGGUUGGUCUUGCCAUUAAACCUGGAACAACUGUUGAGGAACUGGCACCGUGGGCUGGGCAGAUCGAUAUGGCUCUUGUCAUGACUGUAGAGCCUGGCUUUGGUGGUCAGAAGUUCAUGGAAGAUAUGAUGCCAAAGGUGAGCUGGCUCAGGAGUCAGUUCCCUUCUCUGGACAUUGAAGUGGAUGGAGGAGUUGGCCCAGACAGCAUCUACAGAUGUGCUGAGGCUGGAGCCAACAUGAUCGUGUCGGGCAGUGCUGUAGUGAGCAGUGAUGACCCUCGUUCUGUAAUCGCCCUCCUCAAAAACGUUGUUAUGGAGGCGAUCCAGAAACGUUCUUUGGACCGCUGAGCAUUUUGAGUUUUUACCUCAGCUCUGUUUUUGGCCACCACUGAAAGUCAUUCCUGCAGAUUCUGAGAGUCUGUUUUAAUGUAUAAAUUCGUUAUUGAAUGCUCAGUGGUGCUUGUGAAAGAACAUGACCCAUUGCUGGAUGUGCUGAGGGUGCGUUUGCACAUAACAGACCACGUGAACUGCCUUUGCCAAGACUCUUGUUUGGAUUCAUCUGGAGUUUUCAAAUUCAUAUGGCCUUUCGAGAACUUCAAGCAGAUAGAACAGACAGAUUCUAUCUACAGUGACGUCAGUCUGACCAUUGCUCUCUUAAUUAACCUCAUUUGGUUUGAUUUAUCACAUUUAUUGUUUGUCAUAGUACCAAUCACAGUGACAACAAAUUGUUACAACAUUGAGAAAGCGGCUGCUGAUAGCUACUUCCAACAUUUCAGUGUUAUCAUGUUUGUUGGAUAAAGAAUGACAAUGGAUUUGAGCUGUAUAAGCUCUAUAUACUCUAAUACUCAUUUGCUGCAGAUUAUGAUAGUUUAAAUGAAUUCUGACUGUUUUUUCAACAUUCCACCAGCCUGUCUUUCUAGAACACUGAAAUUAUAAAAGUAUAAAUCAAGAGACCUUAAAUGGUUUUAUUUGUCUUUUUUUUUCUCUGCGUGUAGCAUUAACACGUUAAGUAGUUUCAGACAGUGAAGUCACCAAGUAAGGCUACAUCUGUAAACAGGUUAUCUAAACAAAUACAAUGACACAUUUUAAAGUCAGCGUGAAAUGAAAAUUCACCCUAUAUA
Molecule: messenger RNA, 1582 nt
Organism: Sinocyclocheilus rhinocerous
Lineage: Eukaryota; Metazoa; Chordata; Actinopteri; Cypriniformes; Cyprinidae
Product: ribulose-phosphate 3-epimerase-like
Exons: 6
Coding region: 6-809 (267 amino acids)
Biological process (GO): carbohydrate metabolic process; pentose-phosphate shunt
Molecular function (GO): D-ribulose-phosphate 3-epimerase activity
Source: RefSeq, a predicted model, not a curated record